This is a messenger RNA of Colletotrichum spaethianum, 705 nucleotides long. Its product is annotated as pathogenesis-related protein 1A. The coding region runs from base 1 to 705 and encodes 234 amino acids. Lineage: Eukaryota; Fungi; Ascomycota; Sordariomycetes; Glomerellales; Glomerellaceae. The record is from RefSeq and is a predicted model, not a curated record. The transcript is spliced from 3 exons.
AUGCGCUUUUCCGGCAACACCGCAGCUGGCUUGAGCCUCUUGGCUGUUCAUGCCAAGGCUAUUGCGCUUCCCCAGAUUGAAGCUCUCCUCCCCGGUACUACUGUCACUGUCUCCAUCACGCCCGUCCCCGUCACCAUCACUGUCACCGCCCCCUUCACCGUCACCACAACGGUGUUCGGUUUGCUCUCUGCAGCGUCAAGCAACUCAGCCAACACGACCACAACUUCAUACACCACCGUCUCCCUGACUUCUUCAGCUAUCUCCACUACCAUUCCAACUACUCCCCCAACCUCGGGUUUGACUGCCGACCAGCAAAAGGCCCUUGACCUCCACAAUCAAUACCGGGCCGCAGUUGGAAACGCACCCCUGGUAUGGGAUGCCGAUCUCGCCAAGAGCGCACAGGCAUGGGCAGACCAUCUCACCUCCGUCGGGAGCCUGGUGCACGACGCAAACCCGGAUGGCCAGGGAGAGAACUUGGCCCUGAUGUCAGGCGGCACCACUACUUACUACACCAACGCUGCCCAGAUGUGGCUUAAUGAGAAGUCGUUGUACGACGGCCUGCCCAUCAGAACAGAUGCCCAAGCAAUUUGGAAGGGCACCCAAAAGGUUGGUCUUGCUCUUGCAACUGAUGCAAAGGGCACGGCCUAUGUUGUUGGCCGCUACUAUCCUCCUGGAAACUACAUUGGCCAGACGCCUACUAGUUGA